AUUUAAUUUAAUUUUGCAACUUAUUUGAAUUAGUUUUAGUAUAUUGGUUUAAAUGUUUAGCUACAUGCCUAUUAGGCUAAAAAAAAUAAAAUAAAUAAAAAACAUUUCACAGAUAAGGAAAAAGAUCUCUAUCAUUUCUUAGCAAAACAUUUUUUCAAAUUUGUAAGUAGACAGGAUAUAACUGCUCAGUGCGGUUACAGUGGUGUAGUUAAAGUUGAGCCUCAAACAGCAUCUACACACAGUGGUGCCAUCCACACACACAACUACCUUACAAAAUGGCCUCUAAAAGACCCAAAAUCUACAAGAAGGAUAAUGCCAAUGAGACAGGCAAGAUGGACAGAAAAGAUGUUGAGGAGAAGAUCGCAGUCGUGAGAAGCCGCCAUGUCAGGACAGAAGCAGAGAACGCCUCACGACACCAAACAAGCAAACACACAGAUUAUUUGAGGAUCCGAAAAGCAGCUCCAGUGUGUUUGGUGCUGAUGUGUGUUGCUAUGCUGACUGUUGUCAUAGUGAUGGCUGUCAAUCUCUACACGAUGAUUGAAGAGUUUUACGUCAAAAACACAAACCACACCAAUGAGAUAAAAACCUUAAAACAAAUAAAAGAAAACUUACAACGCGUUAUUAAAAAUUUAGCAGAAAGUAACAAAGCCCUAAAGGAAGAAAAUCCAAAAAUACAUCAAAAAGUGGAAGAACUAAGGAAACAGAUUAAUAAAAUGGAUGGAUGGCGGUGCAAUCAAUCCAGUCUUUACUUCAUUUCAUCUGAGAAGAAAAACUGGACUGAGAGCAGACGAGACUGCAAAGAGAGAGGAGCAGACCUGAUCAUCAUAGAAAGUAAAGAGGAACAAGAGUUUGUAGAAAGAGAAAUUGGUGUUUCUGAUUCAGUCUGGAUUGGUCUGACUGACAGUGAGUUGGAGGGCACAUGGACAUGGGUUAACGGCACUAGUCUGUCCCCAGGGUUCUGGGGAGCAGGAGAACCAAGUGGUACCAGCACUAAUGAUGAAGACUGUGCCGUUAAUCUGCCUUUAGGCUUUGGGGAUUACCCCUGUAAAAACACAUUUAAAUGGAUAUGUGAGCGACAAAAUUAAACAAAUAAGAAGGAUUUCAUUAAUUAAAGGGUAAAAAUGGAGCUGUUACAACAUUGUCUCAUUUGACUUUUUUUAAAAACAGCCCCACAAGUUCUCAUGAAAUAAAAAUCUGUAGCAUAAAAUAUUAAUAAUUGUUUAAGAUUUCAUUAUAAUUUGUGAUACACUCAAUUGCAAAAUUAUUCAUACCACUGGUAAAUUCUGACUUAAUGUUACUCUAAUUCAACCAGCAAGUUUUCUUCUGAACUGAAAUGACACAGGCUUCUCCUCAAAGAUAAUAAGUGAAAAAAAAUCUUAGAUUGUUUUUAUAGAUUUGAACAAAAAAGUGAGAAUUUGUUUGAGGUAUGAAUUAUUUUGAGCUUGUCUGUUUGUGUAGCUUUUCAUAUUUCCAAAGCGGAAGUGUAUACAUGUUUCAAUAUUAGUGUACAAACUAAGUAAGUUUGGGACAUGGCAAUUUGUUUAAUUAUUUUAUUUGUUUUAUCAUUAAAUUUAGUAUUUUUGUGUCUUGAUAUGUAUUGCUUUUUGAGUUGUCUGAAAUCUCAUUCAGAAUUAUGAACAUGAAUUAUGAAUUUUAAAUUCAACUGUUUUUUCUUGUUUUUUUUUUUGUAUGAUUUACUAAUGUGAUUUUUGGUGAAUUACAAUGAAUUCAAUACUGGUCAACUUUACACACAGCAUGCCGGACCUGUUAAUAUCACAAAUGUGCUAUGACAUAAAUGUAUAUUUGAAUAGUGUUGGAAAUUAAAUGAACUACUAAUAUUAAA
This is a messenger RNA of Danio rerio (zebrafish), 1843 nucleotides long. NCBI's taxonomy places the organism in Eukaryota, Metazoa, Chordata, Actinopteri, Cypriniformes, Danionidae. The record is from RefSeq and is a predicted model, not a curated record.